Messenger RNA from Chrysochloris asiatica (Cape golden mole), 684 nucleotides. RefSeq names its product potassium channel tetramerization domain containing 2 (gene KCTD2). The coding region runs from base 1 to 684 and encodes 227 amino acids. Gene Ontology annotation, molecular function: cullin family protein binding. Gene Ontology annotation, cellular component: cytoplasm; Cul3-RING ubiquitin ligase complex. Gene Ontology annotation, biological process: proteasome-mediated ubiquitin-dependent protein catabolic process; protein homooligomerization. The record is from RefSeq and is a predicted model, not a curated record. The transcript has 7 exons. NCBI's taxonomy places the organism in Eukaryota, Metazoa, Chordata, Mammalia, Afrosoricida, Chrysochloridae.
AUGGCGGAGCUGCAGCUGGACCCAGCGAUGGCGGGGCUGGGAGGGGGUGGCGGCAGCGGGCUAGGUCCCGGUCCGCCCGAGCGGGCAGGGGGCGGCGGCGCGGCCCGCUGGGUCCGCCUGAACGUAGGCGGCACCUACUUCGUGACCACCAGGCAGACCUUGGGCCGGGAGCCCAAGUCCUUCCUCUGCCGUCUCUGCUGCCAGGAGGAUCCGGAGCUGGACUCGGACAAGGAUGAGACCGGGGCAUAUCUGAUUGACCGAGAUCCCACCUACUUUGGUCCUAUCCUAAACUACCUCCGACACGGGAAACUCAUCAUUAAUAAGGAGCUGGCAGAAGAAGGUGUGCUGGAAGAAGCAGAAUUCUACAACAUCGCGCCUCUAGUGCGACUGGUUAAGGAAAGGAUACGGGACAACGAGAACAGAACUUCACAAGGCCCCGUGAAGCAUGUGUACAGAGUCCUGCAGUGUCAAGAGGAGGAGCUGACACAGAUGGUCUCCACCAUGUCUGAUGGAUGGAAAUUUGAACAGCUAAUCAGCAUCGGGUCUUCCUAUAACUAUGGAAACGAGGACCAGGCAGAAUUCCUCUGUGUUGUAUCCCGAGAACUAAAUAACUCUACCAAUGGCAUUGUCAUCGAGCCUAGUGAAAAGGCAAAGAUUCUUCAGGAGAGAGGAUCUCGGAUGUGA